AUAACAAUAAAGGCUGAAUAUGACGAGUAAUUGCAUACGUAUGUAAGAUGUUUAAAAUACGAAGUCGAAUAUUUAAAGACUAUUUCGCACGCCACUGAAAAAAGUGAACACUUAGAAAGAUUAUUAUGGCGUCGGAUGAACACGAGCUCGAUUCCCCAGUAGAUGGUUUUGAUGUCGGCUUUCCAGGCACUGAUCUUACUCUAGUUGUUGAAGGUCAGAAGAUCCAAGUCAACAAAGCGGUCCUAUCGGAGCAUUCAACUGUAUUUAAUACCAUGUUUAACGGUAAUUUCAAGGAAAGUACCGCAAAGGAGAUCGUAUUAGAAGACAAGAAAGCAGUUGAUGUUGUGGAAUUUCUAAAAUGUUUCUAUCCUAACAUGAAACAUCCAGUUACAGGUGAUAAUGUACUGCAGGUUUUGCCAUUAGCACACGAAUACCAGUCCCCUCUUGUGGCUACGUGUGAGGACUUCAUGUCUCAGAUGUGUAAACCAGACAAAGGGUUGACCGUCAGUACACUUCUGGACUACAUCUUGGCAGGGGAGAAGUACGGCUUGACUAGCUUUUUAGAAGCUGCAAUAGAAUUUGGUGCCCAUGUAGAUUUUGAACUUCUCAAUGGAACAAUGACUAUACCAAAAAGAGUUAGUUAUAAUAGAAACGUUUAUGAUAAAACGGUAGACAAUAGCAUUUCUUUGAAAUUCUCAAAAAUAGACCUGAAAACUCGAUAUAAGAUCGCAAAGAAAAGACUGCAGAAAAUUGAAAUGGACAGAAAAAGAGGGAAAAAUAAUGAUGAAGUGGAGGAGGAUUACAGAAUUGUAUUGUGUUCAGAGAUUAAAAAUGCAAAUGAUUAACGAUAGAAAAGAAGUACUCGGUUUGCAUAUAAUUAUGAGGCAUUAUAAUUACAUGUCAUGUUGAUCUGUCAUGUUGUAAGUUUUGAAUAUAUCGGGUGGAAGUAAAUAAAAAAAUUACAACACGACAACCAGUUGUAAAUUUUGAAUUUUCCGGGUGGCAGAUAAUACAAUAUUAACAACAUGACACCUAUUUGUCAUAGUAAUUUUUGCAUAUAAUUAUGAGGCUAUAAAUAAAGAUAUUUUUAUUUUGGUACAUGUCACGACAACUAGUUGUAAAUUUUGAAUUUUCUGGGUGGCAAAUAAUACAAUAUCUACAACAUGACACCUAUUGAACCAGUUGUUAUGUAAAUUUUGUAUUUACUGCCACCCGGUAAAAAUCGAAAUAUACAACAUGACAAAUAUUUGAAGUACUGAAUUUAGGUAAUCCACUACCAGUGUUGUAUAGCAGCCCCCUACUCCUAGUAGCUUUUCCCCGGAAAACUAAUUAAUAUAUAUCAAACUAUUCCUUAUAAAAGGGAUGGCUAUGGAAAAGGGCAAUUUACAACACGGGUUGCAUAUUGAUGCAUUAUAUUCAGAAAUAGGAAUAUAGGGGUAAUAAUGAUAGAAUUUAUGCAACAUGAUGCAAUCCAUCAAUCAGAAGCAUUCGCAACUAUGUUAUGAUGAUGGAUCAUACUGGCAAUUUUGCUCUCUUUUUUCUGCGGGUACACACAAACUUCUACAACAGAACAACAUGCUCUUUCGUCGCCAAUAUAACUGAGACCAGAAUUGAGAAAUGUAUUUGAAAUAAAUGCUAAUUGU
Molecule: messenger RNA, 1643 nt
Organism: Magallana angulata
Lineage: Eukaryota; Metazoa; Mollusca; Bivalvia; Ostreida; Ostreidae
Exons: 3
Coding region: 126-845 (239 amino acids)
Molecular function (GO): protein binding
Source: RefSeq, a predicted model, not a curated record